Molecule: messenger RNA, 1765 nt
Organism: Sinocyclocheilus anshuiensis
Lineage: Eukaryota; Metazoa; Chordata; Actinopteri; Cypriniformes; Cyprinidae
Product: zinc finger protein ZIC 3-like
Exons: 3
Coding region: 224-1570 (448 amino acids)
Biological process (GO): regulation of transcription by RNA polymerase II
Cellular component (GO): nucleus
Molecular function (GO): RNA polymerase II cis-regulatory region sequence-specific DNA binding; DNA-binding transcription factor activity, RNA polymerase II-specific
Source: RefSeq, a predicted model, not a curated record
CCUGGAAAGGGGGGGAAGUUUGAUCCUCUUUCUCACGGAUCCCAGUUACGGGAGUUUUCCUCCCGUUUACGGAGACCCGGGAUUAUCAUUUCGUUUUUCAAUUCAAGAUUUCUUUAUUGAAGCUUACGUGAAAUUGUGCUCAGUUUACCGUUACCCACUUCACUCCACUAAACUGGGGUUUCUCAUAUUUUUUUUUUCACUUGCUUUUUCUCGAUUGAGCCCAAUGACUAUGCUCCUUGAUAGCGCUCCUCAGUUCCCUUCACUAGGAGUAGGGGGGUUCGGAACGCAUAGACACCAUGAGUUGGGAAACCGAGACCCCGGGCUGGGGCUCAGUCCCUUCGCAGAUUCAUCUCACUCGGCUGCCUUCAAGAUAAGUCCCGUUACUCACGAUAUCGCCUCCAGCCAGUCAUCGGCGUUCACCCAGCAAGCUACUGGAUACGCAGCCGCGCUCGGUCACCACCACGGAGGACAAGUUGGUUCUUACGCCGGUGGAGCAUUCAAUUCGACCAGGGACUUUCUCUUCAGAAACAGGGGCGCAUGCAUCGGAGAGACCGCACCGCCGAGUGCCCAGCAUGGAAUCUUUGCCACUUCUGCGGGGAGUCUACACGGGCCCCCCGGAAUUUCGGACAACCCGGGACAUCUGUUGUUUCCUGGACUUCACGACCAGAGCGUGAGCCACACUUCACCGGGAGGACAUGUUGUAAACAGUCAAAUGCACCUGGGUUUACGCGGGGACAUUUUUGGCCGUCCAGAUCCGUACCGACCUGUGGCAAGCCCUCGUACGGACCCUUACGGCACCGCUCAGCUCCAUAACUACAGCCAUCCCAUCAAUAUGAACAUGGGGAUGAACGUACCCACACACCACGGUCCGGGGGCCUUCUUCAGAUACAUGCGGCAACCUAUUAAGCAAGAAUUGUAUUGUAAGUGGAUAGAAGAGAAUCAGAUGAACAGACCUAAAAAGACUUGUGACAGAACUUUCAGCACAAUGCAUGAAAUGGUGACACAUGUUUCAAUCGAACACGUUGGCGGGCCAGAACAGAGUAAUCAUAUUUGCUUCUGGGAGGAUUGCCCGAGAGAGCGGAAAUCCUUUAAGGCCAAAUACAAACUCGUGAACCACAUCCGAGUGCACACGGGAGAGAAACCGUUCCCUUGUCCGUUCCCUGGUUGUGGGAAAAUCUUUGCAAGAUCAGAAAAUCUUAAAAUUCACAAAAGAACUCACACAGGUGAGAAGCCAUUUAAAUGCGAUUUCGACGGCUGCGACAGGCGCUUUGCGAACAGCAGCGACAGGAAAAAGCACAUGCACGUGCACACAUCUGACAAGCCAUAUAUCUGCAAAGUGUGUGACAAGUCCUAUACACACCCCAGCUCUCUCAGGAAACACAUGAAGGUACACGAAUCACAAGGCUCAGAGUCGUCUCCAGCUGCUAGCUCUGGAUACGAGUCCUCCACGCCGCCAGUGCUGGUUUCUGCGAACAGUGAAGACCCGACAAAAACACCCACGUCUGCAGUGCAAAAUGCAUCUGCACACAGCGAUGGACUACCGCCUAAUUUUAACGAAUGGUACGUUUGAAGCUCCAAGCAGACUCUCAAAUGGUGGACCAAAAGGUUGAAGUAACCUUUUAAAAAAACUAUUUACGCCAUGGCGUUCAAAAUGGCAUUGAAAUAACAGGAAAAGAUGAGAGUUCGCCAGCAGGCCUCGUCCAUUCUCAGGAUUCGAAAUUUGACUUUAUUCCGGGUUCGAAGAAAACUAUCAAGACAUAAAAUA